AUGGCGGCCGAGCAGAUGACGCCGUACGAGUCGCGGCAAAUGCGCCGGCGGCGGUGCCGGCUCAUGUGCCUCUACGGCUGCCUCCACGCAUGCCGAUUGAGGGACCUGGUGAUCAACAACGUGGCGUUUAAGCCGCCAUCUAGGCGCGGAUACGCCAUAGACAAGUACGGAACGUUCCUUCUGAAGAAGGGCCACGGACCGCAUACCGGCGUGAGCAGCACGCUAGGGCUGUACGGGAUCGACCUGUUCCACACCUUCCUCCGGGGGGCGCGCAACCAGCGCAUAUCCGUGAUCGUUAUGCGCCACCGGCCCCGUUCCGGCGACGAGGAGGAGGACGACGAGCCGCGCGUGAGGGAGGACCGGGAGCUCAUCGUGUUCAGCCACGGCAACAGCACCGACAUCGGCUACAUGUUCACCGCGUACGUCAACCUGUGCAAGGUGCACGACGUCGACCUGCUCGCGUACGACUACAGCGGGUACGGGCUGUCGGACGGCAGCCCCGGCGAGCGCGUCAUUUACGAGAACAUCGAGGCCGUGUACGAGUACGCGCGGCGGAAGCUGAAGGUGCUGCCCGAGCACAUCGUGCUCUACGGCAACUCGCUGGGCUCCGCGCCGUCGUGCUACCUCGCCAGCAUGCCGGAGAAAUACCCGAUCGGAGGGCUGGUGCUCGACGCGCCCCUGGCCUCCGCAAUCCGGCUGCAGGUGGGCCACGUCGCCUACACCCCCAAGUUCGACGCCUUCACGAACGUGGAGUACCUCAAGACCAAGAGCCUGUACCCGACGCUGAUCAUCCACGGCACUGUGGACAGCGUCAUUCCGGUGCAGCAGGCGCGUGAGCUGGCGUUUGUCGUGGAGGUCCGUCACGCCGAGCUCAUGCAGAAGCAGGACGAGCAGGUCACGGACCUCACAGAAUCCGACGACGCCGGCCGCCUGAGCCCCAGCGACUACGGCAAGCGCGGGUACAUCGAGCUGACACGAACUCCCGAGGACUACCUCCGCACGUGGUGGGUGCCGGGAGCGGGCCACAACAACAUACAAGUCGACAACAUGACGACGUACAAUCGCAACUUGGAUAUCUUUUUCAAAAUAUGCAGGAGAUGGAGAAACGACAGAAAACUUAAGAUGCAGCGUUAG
Babesia bigemina is the source of this 1134-nucleotide messenger RNA. Its product is annotated as alpha/beta hydrolase fold domain containiing protein, putative. NCBI's taxonomy places the organism in Eukaryota, Apicomplexa, Aconoidasida, Piroplasmida, Babesiidae. The transcript is spliced from 2 exons. Bases 1 to 1134 code for a protein of 377 amino acids. The record is from RefSeq and is a predicted model, not a curated record.